AUGCGUAUAUUACUAGGUGGUAGUGUUGGCAUUUUGGUUUCCAUUGUCGCUGUGUAUUACGAGUCAAUACGUUCAAUGCUUGGACCAUUUUUUCCGCCCGCUGACUGGCCUAUAUUCAGGAAUCUGACAAUUACCACCACUUUGCUUUCCAAGCAACUUACGGAAUUAAAUAUCCCGGCUCCUUCUGUGAUAAUAGAAUAUCGUGUCACGAGUGAAUACCUUGCCGACAUCUUAACCCGAAAAAAACUACCACUCGAUAACUCGGACAAAGUAGCAGAAUAUCUACGUCAACUUGGGAAACAGACGUUUGACUCGGGUGAAGCAAUCGAAAGAAUGUAUUCCACUAGUAAUUCUGGCCUCAAGCAACUUGGCACGGAGUUACAAUUCAUUAUUGAAAAGAUUCACCCGGAUCAAGUUCUUACACGACAAAAUGAAACUUACUUUGCAGAACGUUAUGGAAAGAUUUUAAAUAUUGUUACCAAUUUACGUGAUAAAUUCAAAGAAACUAGGGAAGUUCUAGAUGAGCUUCAAAUUAUAUAUAAUGGGACGAGGCAUCAAUUUGCAAAUGGAAUGAAUGAUGUGGAAAAUUUUUUUGAAAAGUUUACACCAGUGUUAAAUGAUUACUAUGAUAUGGAACAAGUGAAAAGAGAGCUUGGCUAUUUGAAACGGAUCAUGGAAAAGUUUCCUGAUAUUCGGAAACAGAUCAAUGAUCUUUUGUAUGAUUUCAAUCAGCAUCGACUAGCAUUGAUUUGGUGUCGUGGUGAAUGGGCCAGGUUGUGGAGACGAAAAUUAGUUUCUUUUAAGGAUAUUGAAACAUUAGAGAUUAUGAUUCAGGAUUUAAAUGAUGUAACUAAAAUAUUUAAAAGGAAUCAAGAAAAUUUUGAAAUACGAAUUUAA
Molecule: messenger RNA, 897 nt
Organism: Diversispora eburnea
Lineage: Eukaryota; Fungi; Glomeromycota; Glomeromycetes; Diversisporales; Diversisporaceae
Source: the annotation of a GenBank genome assembly